UCUCACCGGGUACUUCCGUUUCACCUCCCGGGCCGCAGCUGGUGCUGCUCAAAGGUUCCUUCCAGCUCCCUGAGGAGAGCGCCAGAGGGCCCCGAAAGGCAACCGCUCACACGCCCACCCCUCACCUGUAGGGAUAGAAAGGAGACGUCUCAUUGUUUCGCUCGACCCUGAAUUGGCCCUGCUGAGCCUCAUGGGAGUUGUAGUCUUGCUCGGCUGACCCGCUGGGUAACCGCGGAAGGUCGCACGACAAAUGAAUCGAACAAAGGGAGAUGAGGAAGAGUAUUGGAACAGCUCCAAGUUCAAGGCUUUCACCUUUGAUGAUGAAGAUGAUGAACUCUCACAGUUGAAGGAAUCCAAACGGGCAGUGAAUAGUCUUCGAGACUUCGUGGAUGAUGAUGAUGACGAUGACCUGGAGAGAGUCAGCUGGAGUGGGGAACCUGUGGGAAGUAUCUCAUGGUCUAUCAAAGAGACUGCUAGUAAUAGUGUGUCAAACCAUGAGGGACGUGAACAACUAAAGAGCCGAAACAGCUUCUCCUAUGCACAGCUACCCAAACCUCCUUCUACUUAUUCCCUGAGCAGCUUUUUUAAAGGGAGAACUAGACCUGGAAGUUUCCAGUCUCUUUCUGAUGCUCUGUCAGACACACCUUCCAAAAGCUAUGCUCCCGAGCUGGGUCGACCCAAGGGAGAAUAUAGGGAUUACAGUAAUGACUGGAGCCCCAGUGACACAGUGCGACGCCUCCGGAAAGGCAAGAUCUGUUCACUGGAAAGAUUCCGCUCCUUACAGGACAAACUACAGCUUCUAGAAGAAGCAGUAAGCAUGCAUGAUGGAAACGUCAUUACUGCAGUUCUCAUCUUCCUGAAGAGAACGCUGAGCAAAGAGAUCCUCUUCCGGGAGCUGGAGGUGCGACAGGUUGCCUUGAGACAUCUCAUUCACUUCCUUAAGGAAAUAGGGGAUCAAAAGUUGCUUUUGGACCUCUUCAGGUUCCUAGAUAGAACAGAAGAGCUUGCGCUAUCCCAUUAUCGAGAGCACUUGAACAUUCAGGACCCUGAGAAACGGAAAGAAUUUCUUAAGACCUGCGUUGGUUUGCCAUUUUCAGCAGAAGAUUGUGCACACAUACAAGACCAUUACACGCUCCUGGAACGUCAGAUCAUUAUUGAGGCAAAUGAUCGGCAUCUAGAGUCAGCAGGACAGACUGAGAUCUUCCGGAAGCACCCCCGUAAAGCUUCCAUCCUCAACAUGCCACUAGUGACGACGCUUUUCUACUCCUGCUUCUACCACUACACGGAGGCAGAGGGGACAUUCAGCAGUCCAGUCAACUUGAAGAAAACAUUUAAGAUCCCAGACAAGCAGUAUGUGCUGACAGCGCUGGCUGCACGGGCUAAGCUUCGUGCCUGGCAUGAUGUUGAUGCCCUCUUUACCACAAAGAACUGGCUGGGCUACACUAAGAAGAAAGCACCCAUUGGCUUCCAUCGAGUUGUGGAAAUUUUGCACAAGAAUAGUGCCCCUGUUCAGGUAUUACAGGAAUACAUCAAUCUGGUGGAAGAUGUGGACACAAAGCUGAACUUAGCUACCAAGUUCAAGUGCCAUGAUGUUGUCAUUGAUACCUGCCGGGACCUGAAGGAUCGUCAGCAGUUGCUGGCCUACAGGAGUAAGGUGGAUAAAGGGACCCCAGAGGAGGAAAAGAUCGAUGCCAUUCUCAACAGCUCGCAAAUUCGAUGGAAGAAUUAAGUGGCAUCAGCUGCCCUGGAACCUGCCUCAUCUCUUCCUUUCCUGCCUGUGAAAGAGAAAGCUCUUUUUGGGGAGAGUUACAGCAUCACACUACUGAGGCCAGUUCUCAGCAAGGAGUGCCUGCUGCUCUUGGGACAGAAAUCAACACUUGGGCACAGGCAGCUUCAGGCUGAUCUCUCCACAGGCCAUCAUCCAAAGGCCAUGAGAAAGGCCAUGACUCAUGACAAAGAUCUGUCCACCUGGUGCUCAUGUGAAGGUGGGAGUGAUUUCUAGAUUGGGCCCAUAUUGGGCAAGAUCUCUGUUGGUCGGAGAAGUGACUGCUUCAGAAAAGAAGUCUCCUAGGCUCAGAGGUGUCAAAGGGUGGCCACUCCAUUCUUCUCAGUUAUUAUGGCCUUGGACUUGGUGCUGGACCUUGACAGUUCUGAUCUGAAGGAAGUCAGAACAGAACCCAAUGGUGUCUCAGAAAGGAUGCUAGUGUGGCCAGGACCAGCUGGAGGACUCCUCACCCCAGACUGCACGGAGACCUCCCUGUCAUGGCAGAGGUUGCCCACAUGUUGUGUUUCUUCAGCCAGUGUCCCUCUGCUGCCCCGUCUGCUGUCUGUCCAGAAACUUGUGGUUCCUCCCUUACCUGCACGCUGAGAUGGCUUGUGUGGGUGAUAACAUUCCCCAUACCUGCCCCUCUCCUCCCACCAGAUCCAUUAUCUUACGUGGAGUUCAGAUUCAGCAGUGCUGGAGAGCUCUCCCUUUAUGCACAAAUCUUUUUAUUUCACUAGGCACUUCGGAAAGUUCCACCAGGGCUAAACUCAGCAGCAUUUCUGACUGGUGGGGUAUUAAGAUGCAGGUGUUAGCUUCACAUUUGGUGUUCAAGAGGAUAUUCUGUAAUGCUGGAUUCCUGCCCUAUACCAGUAUUAGUCUCUCUUCUCUGUGACUGGUUUCCUAGACAUGCCUGGACUCCUAAUAAAGCUCUUUCUUCCUUGGUGCCUUCUCUUUCCCUUCUAGAUGUUUGUGUGCAAAAUUGUGAACAACUUGCCUUGUCCAUUGGUACCACUACAAACCCGCCUCUUGGACGCAUUCAGCACAGCUCAGAUUAGGUUAUAGCAUAGUGGUGCUUUUGGGAAAGCAGGGCUGUGUUGGUUAACAGGAGUACUGAGCUGGGAGGAAAAAAGACCUGGUCUGUUGCCCCAGCUCUACUACCCACAAGCUGUCCGAUGCUGGGUGAGUUCCUUCCUCUCUAAACUCAUUGUCUUCAUUUGUAAUAAUAGGAGGGCCUGCUACAGAACUGGUGGAGAUUUGUGCUCUGUGACUGGAGGUUGACAGAGUAGAAGGAAGAAAAUAUGCUUGUUCAGAGGCACGCAGCAUGCUUUAAGGCAAUCUGGUUCUCCACUAGGGGCAACUUUGCCCCCAGGAACCUUGUAUCAAUGUCUGGAGACACUUGUUACUGCAGCAAGAUGAAGGCAUGUAGGCCGCUAAACAUCCUGAAAGGGCCAGGCUGCCACCCACAGUGUCACACAGAAUGUCAGUAAUGCUAAUACUGAGGAACCUGUGUUAAGGACAGCUGGCUCCAACUCUUGCUCCUACUUUGCAAUCCCUUUACCAUUCCAAGUAGCCUCAUAUUUGGUUCAAGAUCAUCCCUCUUGCUGUUGAAGAUAAAAGCUCAAUUUGAUAAAUUAUGGUUAUUGGCUGAUUUCAAACAAACUGCUGACUUCACUAACUAGUUCAUCUGUUAGGGUUCAUUUAGAGAAACAGACCACUGGGAGUCUAGUCUGUCCAAAUUGCCCAUCUGUCCAUCCAUCUAUUUAAUUUAUGGGCUGGAUUCAUUACAGCAACUGGACCUUAGUCAAGUGUGGCAGUUGGUUAAAAAGUCUUUGGAAGGUUGUCUUCAUGUCUGGUGGGAGAGCUGGAAAUCCAAAGGCAGGCAAGGGAAGAUUGGUAUAAAGUGAAGGAGAGCAAGGACAUUUUGGAGCCCAUGGAAUUGGACUAGACUGUGUCACUUCUCACUGCCUCCAGUCUUAAUGGGGUGUGCCACAAAAGGGCCCAGGGGGUGGUGUGUCAGGCCAGGCCCAAUUGCUGCCCCACACUGAUAGGAUCACCAGCAGACAACCAAAUGCUGCCCCAACCUUGUCAGCAUAAAUGCAAACUAGCUGCUGCUUCACCUCCACCCUCCAGAUCUUGCACAAAAAUCCCCCAAAUGAAACAUACAGGGAAGGGAAUUCUGGAAAACAGCCCAGCCUAGCCAACUUUACUAUU
This is a messenger RNA of Talpa occidentalis (Iberian mole), 3976 nucleotides long. It is a transcript of the gene VIPAS39, whose product is annotated as VPS33B interacting protein, apical-basolateral polarity regulator, spe-39 homolog. Gene Ontology annotation, biological process: intracellular protein transport; vacuolar transport. Lineage: Eukaryota; Metazoa; Chordata; Mammalia; Eulipotyphla; Talpidae. Gene Ontology annotation, cellular component: cytoplasm. Bases 251 to 1729 code for a protein of 492 amino acids. The transcript has 20 exons. The record is from RefSeq and is a predicted model, not a curated record.